Molecule: messenger RNA, 1035 nt
Organism: Rotaria sp. Silwood1
Lineage: Eukaryota; Metazoa; Rotifera; Eurotatoria; Philodinida; Philodinidae
Source: the annotation of a GenBank genome assembly
AUGACAAAAGAUCGAUUGCCCGCUUUGCGGGCUGCACAAAAUGCUGAAGAUAGCGAUCCAGAUGCCGCCUAUGUUGCACUUAAUAUGGAUGAUAAUAGUCGUUUUAUGUCCGAUUUUUUUGCUCAUGUCGAUUCCUUACGAACAAAUAUCGAUAAAAUAAGUGAACUUGUUGAUGAAGUUAAACGUCUUCAUUCAACAAUAUUAGCUGCACCACAAGCUGAUGAUCGAACAAAAGAAGAAUUAGAAGAAAAAAUGGCUGAUAUUAAAAAAUUAGCUAAUGAUGUUCGAUUAAGAUUAAAAAAAAUGGAAGAUGAUCAAGAACAAACACCAAGUACCAGUCAAGCACAAACACGUAUUGGAAAAGCACAGCAUGCAACAUUAUCACGUAAAUUUAUUGAUGUAAUGAAUUCAUAUCGAAAUGCUGAAAUUGAAUAUCGAGAACGAUGUAAAGCUCGUAUUCAACGUCAACUUGAAAUCAGUGAGGAAUAUCUAAAUAUCUUAUUGUCGUAUUGUCUAUUUGUUUUAACACAAAAAUUUCGUGACGUUAUGAAUGAUUAUAAUCAAGUACAGGUUGGUUAUCGACAAAAAUGCAAAGAAAGAAUACAGCGACAGCUUGAGAUCACUGGACGAUCAGUAACUGAUGGUGAAGUUGAAGAAAUGCUUGAAUCUGGAAAUCCAGCUGUAUUUACACAAGGCAUUAUGGUUGAAACAGCACAAGCUAAACAAUCACUUGCUGAUAUUGAAGCACGACAUGGUGAUAUUAUAAAAUUAGAAAAAAGUAUUAAAGAAUUACAUGAUAUGUUUAUUGAUAUGGCUGCUCUUGUUCAAACACAAGGUGAAAUGAUUGAUCGAAUUGAAUUUAAUGUAGUUCAAUCAGAAAAUUUUGUCAAAGCUGCAAGUACAGAUACAAAAAAAGCAGUUAAAUUUCAAAGUGCAGCUCGACGGAAAAAAAUUAUUCUUAUUUUAAUCCUGGUGAUUGUUGUAAUUAUUAUUGUGCUUAUAAUUGUAAUUUAUUUUGCAACGAAAAAAUCUUGA